Messenger RNA from Lindgomyces ingoldianus, 1057 nucleotides. RefSeq names its product alpha/beta hydrolase fold domain-containing protein. The record is from RefSeq and is a predicted model, not a curated record. The transcript has a single exon. The coding region runs from base 85 to 975 and encodes 296 amino acids. Lineage: Eukaryota; Fungi; Ascomycota; Dothideomycetes; Pleosporales; Lindgomycetaceae.
GCCAGAUCCUGCAAUAAAACCUUUGAUAAUCCUACUAACGCCCACGCGGUCAGAGACUGAACUGAUAUCGCAGCACAACCUGAGAUGCAGGAAUCUGAGUCCCUAACUCUCGGGGACGGUCGAACCCUCUCCUUCGCCGUCUACGGCGCUCCGGCUUCGGAUACGACAGUCCUUUAUUUCCACGCAUUCCCGUCCUCAAGAUUGGAGGGACGAUUAUGGCACGCAGCCGCUAAAUCGCUUAACGUUCGUUUUGUCGUGCCUGACCGUCCAGGGAUGGGGAACUCAACAUUCCAACCCUCGCGAACCAUUCUCGACUGGCCCAAAGACACCAUCACCCUUGUCGACCAUCUAGGAAUCGAGAGGUUUUACGUCAUGGGAUUAAGUGGAGGCGGCCCAUAUACACUGGCAUGUCUGUAUGGCAUACCGAAGGAACGCCUGGCUGGAGCCUCUGUCAUCGGAGGGUUGUAUCCCAUAACCCUUGGAACGGCAGGCAUGAUGAUGGCUUCGAGGAUAAUGCUCUGGGUAGCUCCGUGGAUGACCGGGCUUUUUGGAACUUUGAUGGAUUAUACAAUGGGGAAGGCAGCGCGAAACAAGGAUCCCAAGGUCUUCGAGGAUCUUGUGAUGAAGGAGAUGCGAUCAAGACCCGAAGUAGAUCAGCAAAGUAUUAAAGAUGAAAACAUCAAGCAUGAUUUCAUUGAGUCAACAAGAGAGGGAGUUAGACAAGGCUCUCAAGGGGCGGCGUGGGAAGCAAGACUUUUUGGAAGCCCAUGGGGCUUUGAAUUGACCCAACUCCACUCCGAAGUGCCAUUGACGCUGUGGCAUGGUAAUUUGGAUAUCAACAGCCCAUCUGCCAUGGUCACGAAAGCGAAGGAGAUGCUUCCCGGCGCGACGUUGCGGUUGGAAGAGGGCGAGGGGCAUGUAAGUCUCGCGUUUAAGUUCCGGGAAGAUAUUCUUAGAGAGCUCCUAGGACGGUAGGCGUCGUGUCCUCUCUUUCCCCAUAUUCUCUCUCCCUCUAGUAGCUUCAUGUCUCUCUCUUUAUUUUAGGCGCUUAUCGCCC